AACCAGCGAGCGGAACUUCGCAGACCAGGUACUUUUCGGAGAUCGCGCAACACAGCGGUGAUAUAACAUAGGAAACUUUAUGUUUUCUUUGGCUGAAAAUUAUUCAGUGUGAGUUUUUGCUGUGCUGAUAUAUUUUUAUGGAGAGAUAUUCCAUAUUAAGCAUGAUGGAGUUGACGAAGGUGUUAUAAUAUUCAGUGGGUACUCAGGCAGAAUUUGAGUGGAGCACAAGCUCAAAUAGUCAUAUCGUCGUUAACGGCACUGAGAGCGGUGCUGGUGCGUGUACACUGGAAGUUUUACCUGUCAAUACGGGACAUUUCACGUCAGCCACGGCUGAUAUGUGAGACACAGCCCCUGCCUUGGGACUCUCAUAUCCCACUACCGGAUUAUCUACCGGAUUAUCUUGGGAUAACAUUUUCCACCAGAUAUUCAAACUGCAAGAUGCUGUCGCGGUGGACUGCUGGCCUGGUGGCCCUGUUAGUGCUGGUGGGACUCUGUAGUGCUCAAGUCUGUGUGAACAAUGGGCCCCUGGGGAUGAUCACGGGGAAGAUCCAGGACUGGCAGAUUACGGCCUCGUCUACCUACCCCCAGGAAUGGGACAAGCACUGUCACGAGAAGUAUGCCCGGAUCUACCUUCCUAACAAGCUGGGCUGGUGCGCCAAAUACAAAUCCAGCUCGGAAUGGUUGCAGGUCGACCUGGGAGUGGCUGCUAAGGUGACCGGCCUGAUGACACAGGGUCGAGGUGACGGGGUGGAGUGGGUAACCGCCUUCAUGGCAUCCUACAGCAUGGACGCCUUCAACUGGCAAUACGUUACAGACCAGUACGGUAACCAGCGGGUAUUUGAGGGAAAUGUGGACUCGUAUGGUGUGAAACAUUCCUACCUUGAUAGCCCAAUCAUCGCCCGUUUUAUCAAGUUUCACACCGUCCACUGGCACAGACAUCCCAGUAUGAGGGUGGAGGUCUUCGGGUGUCAGUUGUGCAAGGAACCCAUUGGCCUACCGCCGUAUGGCAAGAUGACAGCCUCGUCGUUUUCAUCCCGGAAACGAAAGCGAUCCUGUCAACCGGAAGAUGGCAACAUUCUUAGCAACAAGGCUUGGUGUUCCAAGAAACAAGAUGAAAAUCAAUGGAUACAAGUUGAUGUUGGUCCACCAACACUGAUAACUGGCAUCCUGACCAAGGGAAGAGAGGACACCCGGCGUAAACACUGGGUCACGCGAUUCAAGGUCUCCUACAGUAACGACACCCGAGUAUGGUAUUUCUACAAAGACGCCAAUCAUCUGGACGCGAAGAAUCAUUGGUUGUGGACAUCACCGCCUAACACUUCUACCCAUCAGUUUAUACCUGAUAUCCACACCGAGGACCUCAUGGAAUUCGGUGGCAAUAUGGACAAGCACAUGGAAAGGGUUCACUAUUUGAAUUCCCCUUUCGUGGCCCGUUAUGUUCGGUUCCAUCCAAUCGAGUGGCACCAGAAGAUAAGCAUGCGUGUUGGUCUUCUCGGCUGCCCUUACACAGGUCACUGCGGCUCGGGUUUUAUGCGGGUGAACGACGACACACCUUGUAUUGAAAACUUGGCGUUUAAAAAAGAGAGCUGGAUUAACAGCCGGCGCCAUUACAAACGUCACAUCCGGAAUAGAAUCGUCCACGGGCAUGCUUCAAGGGCCGUUGAUGGCGACUUCAACCGUAACCUAAACAGCUGCACGAUUCUGGAUAACUUGUAUGGAGACAACCCGGUGUGGAUGGUAGACUUGGGCAGGAAGGCUAAAAUCGCCGGGGUGAUGAUUCACACCUGGCAGGGCAGCGGACAAGAGGAUGUCACUAAGUACAAGAACUAUCAGUCGAACCUCGACAAACUGGUUGUAUAUGUUGACGAUAAGUUGAAGGAUGAAGACGAUUCCUAUGCUUCUGGGAACAUGUGCGGCUACGUGUCUCGACUAAAUAACGCACUUUUCCUACCCAGGUUACACAUCAGUUGUAUCAGACCGAUGGAAGGUCGCUAUGUGCUGGUGGAAGCCUGGGGCGUGCCUAAUAGCUGGAGCAGACUUUUCAGCGCUGUAUUAUGUGAAGUUCAAAUUUACGAAUAGUCGGCUGACAAGAAUUAAUGCAGAUCCGGCCACGGCUGACGGACUGUCUUCUACAGAUACGACCUUGGACGGUCUGCUUCUCUUUGUCAGUGUUUAGCGUUUAUGGCACAGUGUGAUUCCAGAAAAGUGGUAAACAAUGGACCAUGGGUACAAUGGACCCAGACUGCAUCACUGCCGCUCCUCAGGUGACGUCACUUCCGUUGAAUUGUUGUGCUCUGGCGUCAAUCUCAGGCAGCUGAACUUUUAUUCUGGGUGGACGUCAUCAUUAGACUGUUGGACAAGUGUUUCUCACCAUGAGAUCAUCGUCGGUUGAUAUUUUCGUUAAUAUGUGCUGCUUAACGUGACAAUGGCCAAAGUGCUAUCACCAGGUAGAUGUACCUUCUGCUUCACACAGACUGCAUAGGGUUGGCGAUGUAUGUGCACAGACUUGAUACAGAUCGCUGCUCUCCGUACGAGAUUAUAUGUCUGCUUUGAUUGUCAUAUUAUGUGUUGGUUGACGUAGGCGGGCCUUAUGCCGAUUGGUGAAGACUAGCAUCCUAUAACGACUGGCACUUAAGCUCUGUCUUAAAAUGACGUCAUACGGGAAGCACUAUUAUAGGUCAGCCAAUCUAUUCAAAUGGGUUGCGGCCAUUGACGCCGCAGAAGAUGAUGAUGGUGUGGAAGUGAAAUCACAAACUAUGGUGUCUCAUACAGCGCCUUACAAGUGGGAAAAUUCUCAUGCUUUGACAACACUGUAAAUCUGUAGUUCUCUGGACAGAUAAUGGUGAGGGCCGCUCCACGGAAGGUCAAAACUCACCGGUACUACAAUGUUAUUAUUGUAUUACUCCAAACAGAUAUUCGACAUUCAGCAAUCCUAGAGACUUGCUUAAGGAUGUGUACCGGAAGAUUACUACUUCACACGACCUUUAAUCCAGUCACUUCUUACUACAACAGCUGAGCAGUCGGGUGUGCUGUACAUUUAGCUGUACAAUAAGGCCAUUGUUAAUUUAACAGUGGUUGUGGACUAAGCCACGUCACUGAUUCAAAGACAAGGUUGUUAUUUCUGUUUAUCAGACAACUUAAACACAUUUGAUUGACUUCUGCUUUGAACUCCCAGUAGUCCCAGCUCUCAAACACUAUCAAAGUUUCUGUUUAAAAGUGUUGAAAUUUGAUUGUACUUUGGCUGAAUUAUUUUGAAAAACUGGAAAAUAACAUGAUUGUUAGUUUAGGACAGCAUUCUCCUCAGACAUCAAUUGAUCUUUAGGUAUCACCCAGAACUCCCAAAUCCUAACUCGUUGACCACCAUCCACAAGUCUCUACUCUAAAUUUUAACGCAGAUGAUGCCCUCUAGCUCCUGGUAUAUGUUAUAUGUGUGACCGUUAAGUUUACACCAACGUUGACCAUAGGAACUUGUUUUCGUAACAUGUUAACACGCUGUUUGAAUAUGCAUGUAUAUGUAUGUAUUAAACAAUUGUUGGUGUAUUCUCUUAAAAAUAGAACGUUAUGAUUAAAAUUUGUGAAUUGCUGAAGUGCACGCGGUAUUCAGAAGGCCUUAUCGUCAGUACUUACUGAAACAAGUUUAUCUCGUCUUCCAUAUAUCUCCACCCUAACACCCUCUCCCUAUAUGUGGAUUGCUUCAUCCAAACUGUUAGAAUAUAUCCUUAACCGUGACUUUUAUCUCUCAUGCCUCCAAUGUUCAUCAAACACCUGGAAUAGUAGAUUUGUCGACUUGUGCAUAAGAAUAUAAAGUACCGUAGAGAAAACUGUUAUAUUGUGUGUUCCCUGUUUAUAUACGCCGAGAUCCAAUAUCUUGUGAGUGCAUAAUAAACGCUGGGCGUUGUUGUUGUUGUUGUUUCAUGUUUACAAUGGCGGAGAAAAUUAAGCCGCGCUGUCUCUCUCGGUCACGUGAUGAAAUAGUAGAUUUUAUACACUUUGUUACUAUUCUACAUUCGUGAUAUAGUAUAUAGUUUUUAUACACAUUUGUAUUCAAUGGAAAUCAUGAACUUUGAUAUCAGAGGUGUGAAAUAGGGCCUGUUUUUGUAAAGAGUUUUAUGUCUCUUGUCACUCGUUGUUUGGUAUUUACCGUCUCGUUGACCUUCUUCUUCAGCUGGUCUCUUUAUAGGCUGACGUAUAGGGACUAAGGUCUGUCUUCUCAACUUAUGACACUUUUAAUGACUUGUCUCAGGGCAGGGAAUGUUCAAAGGUGCGGGUAAAUUUAUACCAUUUGUCAUGGAUUGUGUAAGUGACUGGCUUUUCUUCACUGCCUUUCAGGCCAGUCGGGACGUUUUUGGGUAAUAAUUGUGUGACAUGCGUUAAUCAGUGUACACGCUCCGUCCAUGCCGGCAGGUCUUCCCUACCACUUAGCGGGCAUGAGCGGGAAUACAGACGUGAGUAAUAUCGCUUAACGGCUGUUCAUCUCCCACCUGUGUGAGACUGUUAUAUACAAGGUGUCACUUUUACACCUCUUGUAUGUACUCUUCCCUCAGUCCGCUAAACUCUAUAGACAUCUCACACAGAUGAUGUACAUAAUGGAAUACUUACAUAAAAGAAAAGUGUGGAAGAGUGAUCUAUGUAUAGAAAAAGUUAUCACGAUAUGUGGUGGUGAUAACAUUAUCACCAUAUUUAGCGACAAUGUAUUAUCACUGUUAAUAAUGAUGAUGAUAAUGCCAUCACUGAAUGCUGAACAUAAUUCCGCAUUCCCCGCGGUUAUGGUAAUUGCCAUUACAUUCUGUGAUGAUGUUGUGUCAUUAUUGUCUAUUGCAAUGAAGAAAUAUGCCAUCUCUGUACAUGCUGAGGAUGAUAUGACGUGUCUGUAUUUCCUUAGUGAUUGUCGUCUUCGAUGUUAUGGCACUGUUCAUCAUAAUGUCAUCAAUGUCAGUGCUGAUUUGUGUUGUCCAUGGUGGUAACGAUGUUAGUACGGUGAAAAUAAUUCCACGACUAUCGUCCGUGUUAAAACACCAUGUUCAAAUACGGUGUUAACGAUGUUGAUAACAAGUAUAGUGGCCAUCAAAGAAGACAAUAGUGUCAUCGGCCACUGAUAACAUUGUCGUUGGCGGUAGUAUAAGUGUCAUGAGCCGUGAUAAUAUUGUUAUCAAUGAUAAUAACAUUGUCACCAGCAGUGCAAACAGUGGCAUAAGCGGUGACAUUAGUGGCAUAAGCGGUGAUAUUAGUGAGUCUAAUACCAUCCUCAUUGUGUACAGUGCUGGCUUAAUCCUCACAGCUGAGUAUAUGAUGUAUUUAUUUAUGGACAUAACAGUGGUUGGUGCGGAACGUUCUGCAUCCAUCAAUCAUGUAUAGUUUACCUCAAAUAAAUUAUGACACUCAAUC
Liolophura sinensis is the source of this 5385-nucleotide messenger RNA. RefSeq names its product lactadherin-like. The transcript has 12 exons. Gene Ontology annotation, cellular component: plasma membrane. The record is from RefSeq and is a predicted model, not a curated record. Gene Ontology annotation, molecular function: signaling receptor activity. Bases 439 to 2079 code for a protein of 546 amino acids. NCBI's taxonomy places the organism in Eukaryota, Metazoa, Mollusca, Polyplacophora, Chitonida, Chitonidae.